Lutzomyia longipalpis is the source of this 625-nucleotide messenger RNA. It is a transcript of the gene TpnC25D, whose product is annotated as troponin C. The transcript has 3 exons. The coding region runs from base 73 to 522 and encodes 149 amino acids. Gene Ontology annotation, molecular function: enzyme regulator activity; calcium ion binding. NCBI's taxonomy places the organism in Eukaryota, Metazoa, Arthropoda, Insecta, Diptera, Psychodidae. The record is from RefSeq and is a predicted model, not a curated record.
AUAAAAGAUGAAGAUUGGUAUUUUUGGUCAGUGUCUCUCUGAACGGCAGUCAGUUACAAACCCCCAGACAACAUGGAUGACGAUCAGAAAAUGGAUAUCAUCCGGAAGGCUUUCCAGAUGUUCGAUACCACCAAGUCUGGCUUCAUCGAUACCCUGAAGAUAUCCACCAUUCUCACGUCUAUGGGCCAGCCCUAUGACAAGACCGAGCUGCAGACACUCAUCUCGGACAAUGACCCAGAGGGAACGGGCAAGGUGAACUUUGACGGCUUUGCCAGAAUUGCCAGUCACUUCCUGGAAGAGGAGGAUGCUGAAGCUAUGCAGCAGGAGCUGAAGGAGGCUUUCAGGUUGUACGAUCGCGAAGGAAACGGCUACAUCACCACCAGCACCCUCAAGGAAAUCCUCGCGGCGCUGGACGACAAGCUGUCCAAUGCUGACCUGGACGGAAUUAUCGCUGAAAUCGACACUGACGGUUCCGGAACUGUUGACUUUGAUGAAUUCAUGGAGAUGAUGACUGGGGACUAAAUUGAAUGAUGUACCAGCGAAAGCAUUUUCAGGUGUAUUAUCAAAUGAAAUUUAUAAUUUCGCUCUAAUUUAAUUUACUGUAAAUAAAGUGGUUUCCAACCUU